This is a messenger RNA of Phytophthora nicotianae INRA-310, 861 nucleotides long. RefSeq lists its product as hypothetical. The record is from RefSeq and is a predicted model, not a curated record. The transcript is spliced from 2 exons. Bases 1 to 861 code for a protein of 286 amino acids. NCBI's taxonomy places the organism in Eukaryota, Oomycota, Peronosporomycetes, Peronosporales, Peronosporaceae.
AUGACCAUCGAUUUCUUACACUUCUGGAUGUCCAUGUUUGACGUUAUAGAGGCUCUGAACGAGGUGAAGAUCCUUAUGGCUAAAAUUCCUCGUAGCCACCCGAUCGCACAGGAGAGUUUUGUGCAGAUAGCGAUGAGAAUCCUGGAUAUUGAGGUCACAUUGAAGGCGUCAAGGACAGAUAGCACUAAGAAUGCGUCUUGGGGAUUGCGAAUGGAGAAAUGGGUGAGUUCUAGCAAUGAAAGCAAAGCAUCCUCUUCUAGAGAUGCAAGUUCUACCGCAACACGAAUGAUCAUGGGAUCCGGCCGCAAGUUAUCUUCGAAUAUAGCGCGAAUCUUCCCAAUUCGCUUUUUCCACCGUCGAAAGUGGUGGCAACCCAGAGUCCGACCAACGUUCGCUGUAGAAGGCCACAAAGUUACGAGACAUCCGAGGGAAGAGCUAAAACUUGAAACUAUUUUCUCGUCUAAGCAACGUGCGCUAUUCAUUCGCAAAAGUGCUCGGGUACUCUUCAUCACAGAAUACCUUGUACUGAUCGAGUACGCCGAAGUCGUGCUGCCAAUAGUCUACAGUGUGCACGAAGUUAUUUUGUACAACAUGCCCAACAGAGCUUUUUAUCCAGCACUCGCCGAUUUAUCGCAUGCCGAACUCUUGGCCUCCGUCAAGAACGUGCUUCUGUACAGCUCGUUCGAGUUCGUCUCGCUUAUCAUGGCGCUCGUCGUUCUUAAACGUAUUCUGCAAUUUUCUACACUGCACCAAUUGGCUUUUGUACUCGAGACACAAGCUGCGAUGGUGCAGUCCAAGUUGACUACACUCUUCGUCUAUGUCAUGCAAGUGCCAUUGGCACAUCUCGGUGACUCACUGUGA